Molecule: messenger RNA, 2833 nt
Organism: Trematosphaeria pertusa
Lineage: Eukaryota; Fungi; Ascomycota; Dothideomycetes; Pleosporales; Trematosphaeriaceae
Exons: 2
Coding region: 308-2671 (787 amino acids)
Source: RefSeq, a predicted model, not a curated record
UCACCCUACGUCCCCUCUCCUCCCCACUCCUUCCUCCGCCUCGCCCGUCUCCUUCCUCCAGCUGGAGGCGGUCAACACACCGACGCCGUCGAGGCAGUCGCUCCUGACUGCUGCGGCUUUUGUUGAGAGCCCUCCUGCCUCCUAGGAGCUCCUCUGGUGCUGGUAAGUUAAAUCUCGACCUCGCCACCGUCGUUCCACCCUCACACUUCACACUCCUAUUCUUCCUUUCCUCUCCUCGUCAGAUAUCUCUUCAGGCCGCCCUGCUGGACUCGCAAGGAGUUGUGGCUUCAAAACGUCGAGUUGAGCCAUGGCUUCCGAAGACUUCCACCUGCCUGAGCUCACCCAAUCCAGCUUCGCAGGCCAGCCCUACCAGCUGUACCGCACGCAGACUGACCCUCCGUUCUACUUUCCUUCUUAUGACGCUGAGUAUCACCCGUCUCAAUCGGCGUCUCUCGCUUCACUCCGCCCAGUUCGAGUCUCGGCUAUCGAGCGGGCCGGAAUCAAGAUGACCGCGCAGGCGACCAUCACUUUCUCACGACCGGGCGUGAAGCCUCCGGUAUACGUGGUAAGCUCGCUGAAUGUCCCCCCGUGGGCCGCCGUCGAGAUGGACGUCAGUCCAUACAAGACCGACUCCGGUGAUCUGAUGUUCACCCGACAUUUCGAGAACGUACCGGAGGGCGAAUUCCAGUACAAGGUCCGAAUCGGCGAGGCUCAAUGGGCUAUUGACCAUUGUGUGCGAACCAUCAUCGAUGAAAGUGGCAUAAGCAACAACAUUGGGGUUGCUGUGUGUGAUCCCCAACCUGAUCCGGCGAGGGUUUCUCCAGACGCAACGGCGAAGGAGAAGCGCUACGGCACGAACCCAACCCCAGGCCAGGCCACAGUCCCUCCAACGUUUGGUCAGGGAGCCGAAGAGCAGCAGGGCCGCGAAGGACGUAUCGACAGCUCCACUGAUGAGACUCAGUUGCCGGCUGCUCCUCAGAUAGUCGUGCAAGAGGAGCCGCAUCUCGAGCCAGGUACUGAAGAGGAGCGCGCCGCGCCCCUCUUUCCCCACGAGUCUCUCAGCUCAGGGCCCGGCAUAUUGACCCCGUCGGAUGACAGCGACUCCGGGGGUCGUCCCACGUUCCACCACCAGAACGCCGCAGAUCAAUCCAUCCUCGCCCCGAGACUCACGCCUAGCAACGCCUCCCUCUUUUCUCAUGAUGCCGGCGGACUCAGGGCCAGUAACGCUUCCGUGUUCUCCAGCGAAACCGGCUUCUUUGGCCCGAUGGACGACGUCGACGAGUUAAGCCACGGUCCCCUCCUCUCUCAUGAGAGGGGGUUGAACCGCAAUGAACUUGACGACGGCCCACUAUUCCCACACGAGACGGACAUGUCCCGCCAAUACCAUAGCCAACAGCAGUGGAGGGCUAGGAACCUCUCGGAGGCCAACAUUGAUCUCUUCACCGCACCACAGGACGGCGGCCUUGACACCCGUCCUUCUGAGCUCGAUCGCCCCCCUAGCCUCAGCCAUGAGAUCCUCCGGCCGGAUGUCUACGUGCCCGGAGCGCCUGUCACCCGCCGCCAGCGUACAACGAUCAAGGACGAGGCCCCUCUCAUGGCCCACGAGCGGCCGCCAUUGUCCUAUAUGACCGAAGCGCCUGUCACCCGGCACGCGCGUACACCGACCAACAACGAGGCUCCUCUUCCCAAUGAGCAGUCGGCAUCCGCUCCCAGUGAGCGUACAUCAAGUAUCGCCUCUUUUGGAACGUUCCUUCGUCGCACCACAGCAGCGGAACCAAUCUUCGGACAGCGGGGCGGUUUUGCGUGGGAUCGAAAUUCGGGCCGCAGCAGCCUACCUCAUAGUCUGCCCCCGUCCGAUGAAGAGGAUGACAACCUUCGAGACCCAUCUUUGGAAGUAUUUCCUACAUCUAGAGAGCAGAUCUUACACCGAGUUGCGACAAUUAGCACACAUCUGCCGGAGGAUGAGAGCUCUGGCUCGCCUUAUAAUGCGCAGUCCCCAGACCCCAGUGUGCUAUCGCAAGCGUGCUCCUCGGUCGAGCUGGCCCCAAUCAGCUCUCAUCUCUCGCUACGUGCAAUCGCGGAAGAUACCGUUCUCGAGGAUGAGGAGGACGGUAACGACUCGAACCUUCCGUCGCCUGCCCUUAUGAUUCCGACCAAGUCAGCUACAGCCGACCAAGUUGAACCCCGCGAGGACGAGACCAGCGGCGACGAGCUCGCUACGCCAAUGCCGCGGGAGGAGUGGCUAGAGUCCGCUUCGGUCGGAGCGGAACAGGAGCCAACUGUACAUUGUGCGCAGUCUAGCGACCCAGAGAGAAUCAGGAAGCGGAACGGCGCCAGUGACGGGACGAAGCGUUUCGGAAGGGUUUUCAACACGGUCGCGACCCCCACCACUGUUCUUAAUCCACCGACGCCACCAAUGGCUCCAGAGAGAGCUUUGGUCAACCCAAACGGACGGCGAACAUACCCUCGUCCCCUCACUCGAGAGUCAAUGAGGAUUUCCCCGGCGCCACCUCGCUUUCCCGUCGGAGGACCCUCAGAUUCGCCACCACCAAACCCGGAUGACUUCCGGACGCCCACGCCGACGCAACUAGCAGAGCCCGAGAAUGAGGGCUUCUUCACGCAACUACUGCAUGCCAUGUUCUGCUGCAGCGGAAUGCGGUCGACAAGGUAAACUCGAACUUCACUUCGAUAUCGCAAAACAUCGCCGUAUCGACCUGCCCGCGAGGCCGACAAUCGGUGCCAUCUGUGGCUAAUUUUCGACAUCUUUCUUCCUUCUUUUUCUUAUCUUCGGCACCAUUUCCUCGGCUGACAGGGAUCAGUACCGCGGUAUUCG